Aaosphaeria arxii CBS 175.79 is the source of this 1396-nucleotide messenger RNA. RefSeq lists its product as uncharacterized. Gene Ontology annotation, biological process: regulation of transcription by RNA polymerase II. The transcript has 2 exons. The record is from RefSeq and is a predicted model, not a curated record. Bases 57 to 1292 code for a protein of 411 amino acids. NCBI's taxonomy places the organism in Eukaryota, Fungi, Ascomycota, Dothideomycetes, Pleosporales. Gene Ontology annotation, molecular function: DNA-binding transcription factor activity, RNA polymerase II-specific; zinc ion binding.
CCCUCCCAUUCGCCCAAGGUAUCCUCGACGUUCCACAUAUAGGCAUCAGAACAGCGAUGGUGGACGCAUCGCCUCUGUCUACAAGUACUCCGGGUGUCAGUCCUCACGGUCGCUCGACCAGCCGUGACUCAGCCCAUCCUUCUCCUGCGCAGAGCGAGACUAGCCCCGACCAUGGAGGCACGCCGCAAACUGCUGAGAGCAUCAGGAAAUUGAUCACGAGGAAGUCUCACAGAAAGUCCCGAUUGGGCUGUCUAAAUUGUAAAAGGCGAAGGAUAAAGUGCGACGAAAAGAAGCCUCAAUGCUCCAACUGCAUUACCCGAGACAUCAACUGCGACUACCUGCAAGGCUUGGGCAAAGAAACCCCGGCACAGUCGAAAUCGACUGAGAAUCUCGAUGUUCCCAAUCUGGAGUUAAUGUACUUUUGGACGACUGCAACAUGCCAUUCACUAUCCAAUUGGGAAUCCGGCGCCACCUUUUUCCAGGUCAACAUGACUGAGUUGAUGUUGCAGAGUAAUCACUCAUUACACCUGAUCUUCUGUGUAACGGCUCUCCACCUGGCAUAUUGCCGUCCGGCAAGGAAAUAUGAGUACAUCGAGCUCGCGGACCGUCAUUACGGUCUGGGUCUCCCACCGCUCACUGAGGCCCUCGCGAAUCUCAAUGCGGACAACUGUGACUCCGUGUACUUUUCAGUGCAAGCAGUCUGCUUUGUAGCAUUCGCAAGAGGACCACAGCCAGGUCAAUAUCUCGCGUUUGGAGAGAAUGGCCGAUCAGAGUGGCUCAUCAUGUUCCGCGGCAUACGAUCCACCAUCGAGAGUAUAUCACAGGAGAAUUUCCAAAAGACGCAUGCUAUAAACAUAUCAAGUACGAGGAAGCCAUUGCAACCUCACCAUGUCAAUAAACCGCCCGAAUGGGAACGAAGAUUGCAAGAUCUUCGAGAACAUGUCGAGUUCUUAUCCCAGAAUUCGCAGCACCUCGACUCCAUUCUUCGAGCUGUCGAUGUCCUGAUCAAUUGCUACGACAAUCGGUAUAACGGGAAAGACGGGGAGUACCAUGUCGUGUUUGCGUGGUUGUACAGGAUGGACGAGGCGUACCUUAAGCUCCUUCAACAGCAUGAUUCGGCGGCGUUGAUGAUCUAUGCGUACUUCGCCGUACUCAUGAGCGAUCUGGAGAAGUUCUGGUACAUGAAGGGCUGGACCCAUCAUGUCAUGUCGGGCAUAUACAAUGCCAUGGUGGAAGGGCAGAAGACGUGGGUAAGAUGGCCAAUGGCGCAGGUGGGCUGGAUCCCCCCUUAGUAUACACGCCUGGCGUUCGUACCUGAACCUCACCGCUUUACAAAUUCUUCUGGUGCUGUGUGAUUGAGAUGCAUUAAUUCAAUGUUUAAUAGUCUGAAAAGAAA